Messenger RNA from Botrytis deweyae, 1306 nucleotides. RefSeq lists its product as uncharacterized. The transcript is spliced from 4 exons. Lineage: Eukaryota; Fungi; Ascomycota; Leotiomycetes; Helotiales; Sclerotiniaceae. Bases 824 to 1306 code for a protein of 160 amino acids. The record is from RefSeq and is a predicted model, not a curated record.
UGCUUUUUAUUCAAUCUUUGAUGAAUUGGUAUCAUGAUUUUCAAGAUAUCUGGGUUAGUGUUUAAGAGAUAUUACUAAAUCAACUUAUCUACAGGAUUCUAACUUCUUCACAAGGUCAAUGUCAACAGCAGCAUCAACACCAAGUGGGGAGGUAUUGAUAAGUCUGGCAAGUGCCUUGUCAACCAUUUGAUAUUUCCAAUAGAAUAUGAAGAAGAUGGCUAGUUGCCUACAAAUACAAAUUCGACGAGGAAACUCAUUUACAGAAAGCCUUGAUCAAUGAUCAUUAGAAAGGCACUACAUGUAAUAUGACAGCGAACCGCAAUACAUGCUGAAGUCUGCAUGGUUUUAGAAUGAAACCCUCAACCCGGUUUAUUUCUUCAUUCAUUGUGAGUUUACUGCACUGAAACGGACCAUCAGAGUCUUAUGUACAUUUUCCCCAUUGCUCAAGAGACCUACAUCGUCGACCCUUAAUGCGGAGGUUUCAUACGAUUUCUAAGGAUUUUGCAUUUCACAACGAUUUGGAUGGAAAGAGAACAAUGAAUUACAUUUACACCUAUGGACCCACGACGAAAGUAUCGAAGAUUUGUAAGAGCGCAGAUGGUGAGACCAAAUCUUGAUCGUGUAACCAAGCACGAAGUUUUCCACCAGAAACUCUGAAAACCUUCCCGACCUCAACGGAGGCUUUUAAAUUUCUUGGAAACGGGGGCUACGGAAGGUUCGUCACUACCCGUCGUCCGAGCUCGUCGGUGCUUGAUGAGGCGCCCCAGAGGAUGGUCUCCACAUAAGAUCACAAUGGUUACGACGGCAUGGUUGUAUAGAUAGAAUGGGCUUUCCUUAUUUUCUCUUGUCAGAUCUCAUUCAAGACAGCUUGUUCAUAUAUCAGAUACUAAAAAUCAACUCGAUUCAUCAAUAUGACUUAACCAAUCACUCUUUACAGCCAUAUAACCGGCCCAACCCAUCGAAGGUAGCUAUCAUUCUAGAAGAACUCAAGAUCCCAUACACCACCGAAUACCUAGCCCCCCCUGCAAAUCCCUCAACCCCAACCCCUCCCUCACCCUCUAGGAAUCCAGCACCAUCACGAAAUACCUCAUCAACACCCACGACCCCUCCACCCUCCUUCCCUACCCCUCCUACCCCACACACCACCACCCAAACCAAUCUUCACAUCCCCAAACAUCCAACCAAGCACCCUCCUCCAACCACCAACCAACCAACCAACCCAUCCAAUGUAUCAAACCCCACAGCGAAAAACCGAAUAGCGCCACCGAGCUAUCUCAACCAAAUCAAACACGUCUUAUACAUAUGA